AGCGGAUGAUGAGAUGGCAAUACACGCAACAAAGCAAAAUCUUCAGAGAUAGCCAAAAAAGAAAUGAAGAUGCUUCCCCUUUUCCUGGUCUUUCUUGCCUGCCCUUUUUUCUUCGGCACUCAUGCUGCAACCUCAACUUCAGUAGACAGGGCCACAUAUAUUGUUCAUAUGGACAAGUCUCUGAUGCCCAAAACCUUCAGUACCUAUAAAGAUUGGUACUCCUCAACAUGUGAUUCCCUCGAAUCUACCAAAAACAAUCACGUCUCCUCAUCACACGAUGAUCAUAUAAAUCUCCCACCAUCAUUUGUCUACUCUUAUGAUAACGUUGCUCAUGGUUUUGCUGCUGUUUUAUCUUCUACUCAACUUCAAACUCUUAGAAAUUCCCCGGGUUUUGUUUCUGCUUACACAGACAAGAUGGCCACAAUGGACACCACCCACACUUACCAAUUUCUUUCCCUCAAUCCAUUCACCGGCCUAUGGCCUGCUUCCAAAUUCGGUGAAGAUAUUAUUAUUGGAGUCAUCGACAGUGGCGUCUGGCCGGAGAGCAAGAGCUACAGAGAUGAUGGUAUGACUGCAGUACCUUCCAGAUGGAAGGGAAUUUGUGAAGAAGGAGAACAGUUCAAUUCCUCCAUGUGCAAUUCAAAGCUGAUUGGAGCUAGAUAUUUCAACAAAGGUGUUUUAGCUGCUAAUCCUGGGAUUAAAAUUGUAAUGAACUCUCCAAGGGACAUUGGUGGGCACGGGACCCACACUUCCUCCACAGCUGCAGGGAACUAUGUUGAAGAUGCAACAUUCUUUGGCUAUGCUACAGGCACAGCCAGAGGUAUGGCACCACGAGCUAGAGUAGCCAUGUAUAAGGUCCUGUGGAGAGAGGGUCGCUAUGCCUCUGAUGUUCUUGCUGGUAUGGACCAAGCUGUUGCUGAUGGUGUUGAUGUGAUUUCUAUCUCCAUGGGCUUCGAUCAAGUUCCACUAUAUGAGGAUCCUAUUGCCAUAGCCUCAUUUGCAGCAAUGGAAAGGGGAGUUGUAGUCUCAUCUUCAGCAGGAAAUGAAGGGCCAGAUCUUGGGACCUUGCAUAAUGGUAUUCCAUGGCUAUUGACUGUUGCUGCAGGGACUAUUGAUCGCUCAUUUGCUGGGACUUUAACUCUAGGCAAUGGCCAAACCAUCAUUGGAUGGACUUUGUUCCCAGCUAAUGCGUUGGUUAAUAAUCUACCGCUGGUUUACAACAAGACCUUUUCAAAAUGCAACUCCACUGAGCUGUUAUCUCAAGCUCGGUUUGGCAUCAUCUUGUGUGACGAUAUUGGGGUUGUUUUUGAUCAAAUAAAUGCUAUUGCAGCCUCUCCAAAUGUGGCUGCUGCUAUUUUCAUUUCAAAUGAUCCAACUUUGUUUGAAUUAGGUGGUGUUUAUAGUCCUUCCGUUGUGAUUAGCUCUCGUGAUGCACCGGCAGUCAUUAAAUAUGCCACAACUGAUGAGAAUCCUUCCGCUAGCAUGAAGUUCCAGCAAACCAUUCUGGGCACAAAGCCUGCGCCGGCUGCAGCUUCUUACACUUCGAGAGGACCCUCACCGAGCUAUCCUUACAUUUUGAAGCCGGAUAUAAUGGCACCUGGUUCUUUAGUUUUGGCAUCUUGGGUUCCAAAUGGCUAUUCAGCUCAAAUUGGGUUGAACAUAUACUUGUCUAGUGAUUUCAAUAUGGUCUCUGGCACAUCGAUGGCUUGUCCUCAUGCUUCUGGCCUGGCUGCGCUCCUGAAAGGUGCUCACCCUGAAUGGAGUCCUGCAGCUAUUCGGUCUGCCAUGAUGACCACUGCAAACCCAUUAGAUAACACUGAAAAUCCAAUCAUAGACAACGGUGCUGAAAAGUUCGCAUACGCAUCUCCUUUAGCUAUGGGAGCUGGCCAAAUUGAUCCUAAUCGAGCACUGGACCCAGGUCUGAUUUAUGAUGCCACCCCACAAGACUACGUAAAUCUCCUAUGCUCCAUGAAUUACACAAAAAAUCAAAUUUUGGCUAUUACAAGAUCAAACAGUUACAAUUGUUCAAACCCAUCUCCUGAUCUCAAUUACCCAUCCUUUAUCGCUUUGUAUGAUAACAAAACAAGAUCAGUGUUGGUCCAGAAGUUUCAGAGGACAGUAACAAAUGUGGGAGAAAAUGCGGCAACUUAUAACGCUAAGGUCACUGCACCAAAGGGUUCGAUAAUUACCAUCUCACCAACGACCUUGGUGUUUGGUAAAAUAUAUGAAAAGCAAAGCUAUAGUCUUACUAUAAAGUACAAAGGGGACAAGAAAAUGAGUGUCCAGUUUGGUUCCCUUGUUUGGACAGAAGAGAAUGGGUUUCACACUGUUAGGAGCCCCAUUGCAAUUUCCCCUCUGGUAAUUGCUUGAGGAGUUGUCAGCAUUAUUGUUUAAUGUAUCGGCAAACCAAUGAACCUUAUGUGUAAUAUCAAAACAAACUGUUUACUAUAAAUAAUUUCUCUAACUAGUUUAUUGGAUGUCAA
Messenger RNA from Hevea brasiliensis (rubber tree), 2483 nucleotides. RefSeq names its product subtilisin-like protease SBT3. The record is from RefSeq and is a predicted model, not a curated record. Gene Ontology annotation, molecular function: serine-type endopeptidase activity. The transcript has a single exon. NCBI's taxonomy places the organism in Eukaryota, Viridiplantae, Streptophyta, Magnoliopsida, Malpighiales, Euphorbiaceae. The coding region runs from base 64 to 2370 and encodes 768 amino acids. Gene Ontology annotation, biological process: proteolysis.